AAAGUCAAGUUCCAGUCUACGAUAACGACACUGAGCUCUAGAGACCGAGGCCAAACCAGAGGAAAGGAGUUUUGCUUCAAACGUAUCCACUAGGUGAGAAGAAUGGGAGACUGGUCAUUUCUCUCCAGGCUCCUGGACAAGGUGCAGUCCCACUCCACGGUCCUGGGAAAGAUAUGGAUGAGUGUUCUGCUCAUCUUCAGGAUCCUGGUCUUGGGUGCUGGGGCUGAGAACGUGUGGGGGGACGAGCAGUCGGGCUUCGUCUGCAACACGCAGCAGCCCGGUUGUCAGAACGUGUGCUACGACUACGUCUUCCCCAUCUCCCACAUCCGUUUCUGGGUGAUGCAGAUCAUCUUCAUCGCCACGCCGACCCUGAUAUACCUGGGCCACGUCAUGCUCGUCGUUCACCAGGAGAAAAAGCUGUGGGACCAUCUGAAGGACCAGGAGGAGAAGGGGAUCAUCAAGAGGCCCAAAUACACUGACAUCAAGGGGAAAGUGAAGAUCAAGGGCAACUUGUUGGGCAGCUACUUGACGCAGCUCUUUGUCAAAAUUGUCUUUGAGACGGGAUUCAUCGUGGGCCAGUACUACCUGUACGGGUUCGUGAUGGUGCCCAUGUUUCCGUGCUCUCGGAAACCUUGCCCGUUCACGGUCGAAUGCUACAUGUCCCGGCCGACCGAGAAGACCAUCUUCAUCAUCUUCAUGCUCGUGGUGUCCUGCGUGUCUCUGGCCUUAAACGUGGUUGAGACCAUCUACAUGCUCUGCACACGACUGAAGUGCAGAUCCAGAGGUCGGAAAGGGACACGCCAAAUCACUUCGGCCAAGUACCCCAACAAGUUCACGAUGCCCGAAUGGCAAUCGCGCAUGGAUAAGGAAGAGGGUGCCCUCCAGAACAAACUAAAUCUGGAACUGGAGAGUGGUCAGAGCCCACCUCAGAGCCUGCAAGGUGCUAGUGAUACAAAACUGUUACUGAAUAAACACUAGAUGUGUAAUAUUUAUCAAUGCGAUUCAAAUUCAGAUUUAACAUGAUAUGCCUAUAUGCAACUUAAAUGGAAAAUUCGACUGGGAUAAAAUAUUUUGACAAAAAUUUCACAGCAGAAUAAAU
This is a messenger RNA of Scleropages formosus (Asian bonytongue), 1099 nucleotides long. RefSeq names its product gap junction protein alpha 13.1 (gene gja13.1). The coding region runs from base 103 to 978 and encodes 291 amino acids. NCBI's taxonomy places the organism in Eukaryota, Metazoa, Chordata, Actinopteri, Osteoglossiformes, Osteoglossidae. Gene Ontology annotation, molecular function: gap junction channel activity. The record is from RefSeq and is a predicted model, not a curated record. The transcript has 2 exons. Gene Ontology annotation, cellular component: connexin complex. Gene Ontology annotation, biological process: cell-cell signaling.